Molecule: messenger RNA, 1396 nt
Organism: Cynara cardunculus var. scolymus (artichoke)
Lineage: Eukaryota; Viridiplantae; Streptophyta; Magnoliopsida; Asterales; Asteraceae
Product: dihydroceramide fatty acyl 2-hydroxylase FAH1-like
Exons: 7
Coding region: 254-979 (241 amino acids)
Biological process (GO): fatty acid metabolic process; lipid biosynthetic process
Cellular component (GO): membrane; endoplasmic reticulum
Molecular function (GO): fatty acid 2-hydroxylase activity; iron ion binding
Source: RefSeq, a predicted model, not a curated record
CAUCUGCUGGCGAUUCCAAGAUGCUUACAAAAAAACCACGCCAUUGAUCCAUUCAUCGCCACCAGAUUUAUUUGAAAAUAAUCAAAGAGACUCUUCUCGUGCAUCACUCCCACACAACUACUGAGACACCAGCCACAGCUUUCUUUCAUCGAAAUAAAGCAGGUUGGUUUUAGAUACAAUCGUUUCUUUCCAACACCCAUUACAGCCAUUUAUAGAUCUAUUUUGCUCAAAUCGUUUGGUUUAAGGUUUCGAGAUGGUAGCACAAGAAUUCACUGUGGAUUUAGACAAGCCUCUUGUCUUCCAGGUUGGUCAUCUUGGAGAAUCUUAUCAAGAAUGGGUUCACCAACCUAUUGUUAGCAAGGAAGGCCCUCGGUUCUUUAAAAGUGACUUCUGGGAGUUUCUUACCCGCAAUGAGUGGUAUGUAAUUCCGUCUAUUUGGCUCCCCGUUGUAUGUUGGUAUACCUCCAAGUCAUUCAAGAUGGGUCAUACACUUCCUCAGAUAGCAAUAAUACUCGUUAUGGGUAUUUUUGUUUGGUCACUCCUGGAGUACACUCUGCAUCGUUUCCUUUUUCACAUCAAAACAAAGAGUUACUGGGGGAACACCCUUCAUUAUCUUCUUCAUGGUUGUCAUCACAAACAUCCUCAGGAUGGAUUACGUCUUGUUUUCCCUCCUACUGCAACAGCAAUUCUACUGGUGCCCUUCUGGCACUUCGUAAAACUGAUAUCGACCCCUACCGUUGCUCCUGCUUUGUUUGGAGGGGGAUUGCUGGGUUACGUGAUGUAUGAUGUCACCCAUUACUACCUGCACCAUGGCCAACCAAGAAACCAAGUUCCUAAAAAUCUCAAGAAGUACCAUUUAAAUCAUCAUUUUCGAAUUCAAAACAAAGGAUUUGGCAUAACGUCGUCUUUUUGGGACAAGGUGUUUGGAACAUAUCCUGAGUCGAAAUCAGUUGAGAAAGAAAAGAUGAUGCAGCAGUGAUGAAUGAAUGAAAAGUUGUAUGUUUAGGUGAAGAUAGCAGAGCAUUUUGAGCAUGUUAGCAAGCAUUGUUUUGAAUGUUGGGUGAGGGUGUAUUUUUAGCCAAGCUUUUGAUGAUAUUUAUGAAAUUAUUUAUACAGUUAUGUUUUUUUGUAUUGCCCAUGCCAUGAAACUAGUUGCUGCUGGGCUGUUUAGAAGGCAAAAGCUACUAAUAAAACACACUCCAUGUUGCUGCAAAUGAAGAGGGAAGAAAAAGGACGCCUUUAGUGUAGUGUAGCAUGAUGUGGGGUUCUUGAACUCGAGAUCGAUAAGUUGUGUUUUGUUUUGCCCGUUUUUAAGUAUCGAUCGUCGUCUUUGUCUUGAUCCUUUGAUGGGUUCUAUUUUUCUUGGGAUGAAGAUGAGUAUUGAUCUUGAAUGGAA